Mastomys coucha (southern multimammate mouse) is the source of this 582-nucleotide messenger RNA. RefSeq names its product acyl-coenzyme A thioesterase 5-like. The coding region runs from base 1 to 582 and encodes 193 amino acids. The record is from RefSeq and is a predicted model, not a curated record. The transcript is spliced from 3 exons. Gene Ontology annotation, molecular function: fatty acyl-CoA hydrolase activity. Gene Ontology annotation, biological process: acyl-CoA metabolic process; fatty acid metabolic process. NCBI's taxonomy places the organism in Eukaryota, Metazoa, Chordata, Mammalia, Rodentia, Muridae.
AUGAACUACAAAGUUGUAUUAGGAACUGGGCCCUUUCCUGGAAUCAUAGACCUUUUUGGAGUUGGAGGUAGCUUUCUGGAGUAUCGGGCGAGUCUGAUGGCUGGGAAGGGCUUUGCUGUCAUGGCUCUGGCUUAUUUUAUGUAUGACAACCUCCCCAAGGUUGUAGACAUCCUUCAUCUGAAGUACUUUGAAGAGGCUGUGAAUUGCCUCCUCUGGCACCCUCAGGUCAAAGGUCCAGGAAUUGGCCUGCUGGGGACUUCCAAAGGGGCAGAACUCUGUCUCUCCAUGCCCUCUUUCCUGAAAGGCAUCACAGCCGCUGUCAUAAUCAAUGGUGCUAUGGUAAAUAUUGCUGGAACAUUAUACUACAAGGAAGAGAGUCUGCUUGCUUCAGGCAUGAACCUAGAACGAGUCAGGGUCAGGAUGACCACAACUGGAAGAGUGAGUUCUAUGCCAGAGAGGCCUCCCGGCGCUUGCAGGCCCAUGGGAAGGAAAAGCCCCAGAUCAUCUGCUACCCCAAAACAGGGCACAACAUUGAACCACCUUACUUCCCUUGAUCCAAGGCUGCCCCCACUCCUAUUUUGA